Molecule: messenger RNA, 2701 nt
Organism: Pundamilia nyererei
Lineage: Eukaryota; Metazoa; Chordata; Actinopteri; Cichliformes; Cichlidae
Product: inosine-5'-monophosphate dehydrogenase 1a
Exons: 17
Coding region: 461-2338 (625 amino acids)
Biological process (GO): GTP biosynthetic process
Cellular component (GO): cytoplasm
Molecular function (GO): IMP dehydrogenase activity
Source: RefSeq, a predicted model, not a curated record
UAAGCUCAGCAGGCAUCAGGAGAAUAGAGUAGAGAGAAGCUCCCAGCCGUAGGGAUAACCAAGCAAGUUUGGACCUCCAGGGGGAUGAAUCUCUGCUGCCUACGCAAGGCUUGACUCUCCUCCCCGGGGGCUGCUUGUUUCUUUUGCUGGGGAGAAUACAGGAGAUCUAAAUUUGCUGUGCCACGAUAGCGACCUUCAUCAACAGGUUUGUCAUCUGCAAGUCUCGAGCGGUACGAUAGCUUACUCCCAUAUCAGGUGUGUCUGAAAGGUGUUUGUGUGAACAUGCACUCAAAGCAUUGACUGCGUUAGAGUGUGUCUCCCGGGGUUUGCUGAGGCCACUGUUUACUUGCAGCGUGAAGGUGUGAUUGUAUUUGUGUGUAUGAAACAAGUCACAAGUGCUUAAAGAGUGCGUGAUAGGUGGUCAGGCACCGUGGAGGUCAGAGCCCUGGAUUUCAUAGAGAUGGAAGGUCAUGCUUCUGACCGCUUUGGAGAUGGAGAAAGGGACAGCUACCUCAUUGACUACCGAAGGAUUGUUGGAGACAUGGAACCAGCACGGCCACGGCCCUCAAACAGAGAUGGGGAGCAACCUCACCCGUAUGGGGGAUAUGCCCACCCUGUGCUACAUGGAUAUGGAUAUGAGACAGCAGCCCAGCGAUACAGCGCUACGCGUAUUCAAGCUGGGUAUGAACCAGAGAGCAUGGCUGACUACUUGAUCAGCGGGGGUACAGGUUACGUUCCUGAGGAUGGACUCACAGCACAACAACUUUUUGCUAUCGGUGACGGACUUACGUACAAUGACUUCUUGAUCCUCCCCGGUUUCAUAGAUUUCACUUCUGAUGAGGUGGAUCUAACUUCAGCCCUGACACGAAAGAUUACCCUGAAGACGCCUCUCAUUUCAUCUCCUAUGGAUACAGUCACGGAGUCAUCCAUGGCCAUCGCCAUGGCACUGAUGGGAGGGAUUGGAAUAAUUCAUCAUAACUCCACUGCUGAGUUCCAGGCCAAUGAGGUGCGCAAAGUGAAGAAAUUUGAGCAGGGCUUUAUUACAGAUCCAGUGGUAAUGAGUCCCCGUCACACAGUAGGCGAUGUGUUCGAGGCCAAGUUACGCCAUGGUUUCUCUGGGAUCCCGAUUACAGAGACUGGCAAGAUGGGCAGCAAGCUGGUCGGCAUAGUUACCUCCAGGGAUAUCGAUUUUCUUUCUGAGAAGGACCAUGACCAACCGCUUGAAGAAGCAAUGACAAAAAGAGAAGAUCUAGUUGUUGCACCAGCUGGAGUCACACUAAAAGAAGCUAACGAUAUACUGCAACGUAGCAAAAAAGGUAAGCUCCCCAUAGUUAAUGACAACGAUGAGCUCGUCGCCAUUAUCGCUAGGACUGACUUGAAGAAGAACAGGGAUUAUCCUCUGGCUUCCAAGGACUCUCGUAAACAGCUGCUGUGUGGAGCCGCCAUCGGUACCAGGGAGGACGACAAAUACAGACUGGACCUCCUCGUGCAGGCUGGAGUCGAUGUUGUUGUCCUGGACUCUUCUCAAGGAAACUCAGUCUAUCAGAUUAACACGAUAAACUACAUCAAGCAUAAAUAUCCCGAACUACAAGUGGUUGGAGGAAAUGUGGUGACAGCUGCUCAGGCCAAAAACCUCAUAGAUGCCGGUGUGGAUGCCCUGAGGGUGGGAAUGGGGUGCGGCUCUAUCUGUAUCACACAGGAAGUAAUGGCCUGUGGACGGCCCCAGGGCACAUCAGUGUACAAGGUCGCGGAGUAUGCCAGACGUUUUGGAGUGCCGGUAAUCGCUGAUGGAGGCAUUCAAACUGUUGGACAUGUGGUAAAAGCUCUUGCCCUGGGAGCAUCUACGGUAAUGAUGGGAUCAUUGCUGGCGGCAACUACUGAAGCUCCAGGAGAAUAUUUCUUUUCCGACGGUGUGCGCCUGAAAAAGUACAGAGGAAUGGGCUCCUUAGAUGCCAUGGAGAAAAAUAACAGCCAGAAACGCUACUUUAGUGAGGGAGAUAAGGUAAAGGUAGCUCAAGGUGUUUCGGGGUCAGUACAAGACAAAGGCUCCAUUCAUAAGUUUGUUCCUUACCUCAUUGCUGGCAUCCAACAUGGCUGUCAGGACAUAGGAGCCAAAAGUUUGUCCAUUUUACGGUCAAUGAUGUAUUCUGGAGAACUGAAGUUUGAGAAGAGGACCAUGUCGGCUCAGAUGGAAGGUGGCGUCCACGGGCUUCACUCAUAUUCUUUUGUGCCAUUCAUGAGAAGCGGUUUUACUGAAACAGGUGGAAGAGGAAACACCCGAUCGGGACCCAACGUCCCGACCCCAGCAGCUAUGAGCAGAUGCACCGGGCGCAUGUGAUCAGAAUGCAACACAUGAAGCUCCUGUGACUUCUACACUCUAAAAUUUAAACAAAGCUAUUCUGUGACCUUCUGUUCAUUGGUGUCCCAGCUCUGACCCCAAAACAACUCUCUUAAAGUUCGAAGAGCCUAAAAGGAUAGAGCCAAAGAACAGAGUUUUAGAGGAUGGUCACAAACUCUUAAUCUGUUGUUCUCCCUCUCAGGUCAAGGUGUAGAGGGAAUCCUGUUAUUACCUAUUCUGUUGUUCCCUUUCAACAAACUUGUCAUGAUAUAUCUGCCGAGCUUGAAAGAGAAGAGUACAGCCAUAUAUUUCCUUGCUCAUUUACUACUUUUACUACCCCUCCCCCCCUUUUUUUGUGGGAAA